AUUCUGGGCUUUAAAGGGCGGAACAUACUCGGUGAAUACAGGUGCUCCAGGUUUGGUAUUGCGAGGGUCGGUUCGUGUUAAGCGAGCCAAGGGGCAAUAUUUACAUAAUGGCAUCUGUUUAUAAAAGACCAGGCAUGGGGGCUUCCCAGCGAAGGAGAAGUGGAUUGAAACAGGAAUUGUCUGAAGAGCAAAAGCAGGAAAUCAGGGAAGCUUUCGAUUUGUUUGAUACUGAUGGAUCUGGCAGCAUUGAUGUUAAGGAAUUGAAGGUUGCAAUGCGUGCUCUUGGGUUUGAACCAAAGAAGGAAGAAAUUAGAACAAUGAUAGCAGAUAUUGGAAAAGAAGGAAGUAGCACCAUAGACUUUGAAGACUUUUUGACUAUGAUGACCAAAAAAAUGAGUGAAAAAGAUAGCAAAGAAGAAAUCAUGAAGGCCUUCCGCUUGUUUGAUGAUGAUGGUACAGGCAAGAUUUCUUUUAAAAAUCUGAAGAGAGUCUCUAAAGAACUUGGAGAAAAUCUAACUGAUGAAGAACUGCAGGUAGCUAACUGGGAUAUCAGACACAUCUCUGCUGGCAGACCAUUCCACAGUUUAGGGGCACCCACAGAGAAAGUCGAAAGCAAACUUCAGAAGAUUAUCUCCAGAAGACCUUGGCAGGAAAUGAUAGAUGAAGCUGAUCGUGAUGGAGAUGGAGAAAUAAAUGAGCAAGAAUUUUUAAGAAUUAUGAAAAAGACCAGUCUGUAUUAAUGGCGAUACCUUUAAAUGUAACCAGCAAAGACUUAAAUAUUUCACCAUUUCUUGCUGUUUUAUGACACUGGAAGAGGACAACAGGUUCAAGUGACAUGGGAGGGAUUAUUUUUUAAAUGAAAGGCUCAAAAUUGGUUUCUGGACAGCUUUUUGGUAUACAUAAAGUCUGUUUUUCUUUUGUAUCUGUGGUGUUUGUCAGUGGUACAAAGGCCUAUAUGCCAAAGCAAUCAUUUCCUUGUGACUACUGUUUGUGUGGCACAGUCACAAGGAAUAAUCCAGGUGACUGAAUUUGUGAUGUUUUAGGACGAGGCAUCCUAAAAAACUGAAGGCAAGGACUUUGUCACAUUGAACUGCACAAAAAUCCCUACAUCUCACUAAAAAUGUCAGUAUAUGAAUGCUUUAUUUAGUUCCUUUUCUGAGGAUAGAACCUGAUGCCUAUUGUAAUUGAAGGGAACUUCAGAAGUUAGACUGCUAGAGAUACAUACUAGUUUCACUUGAUUUUUUUUUAUAUAAUAAUGAACCCUAAAUACAUCCUAUAUGAUGAUUUUAACGUUGCACAAUUUUCAAUAAAGCAGCAUCGUGUUGUA
Messenger RNA from Varanus komodoensis (Komodo dragon), 1327 nucleotides. RefSeq names its product caltractin. Bases 108 to 740 code for a protein of 210 amino acids. NCBI's taxonomy places the organism in Eukaryota, Metazoa, Chordata, Lepidosauria, Squamata, Varanidae. The record is from RefSeq and is a predicted model, not a curated record. Gene Ontology annotation, biological process: centriole replication; nucleotide-excision repair; mitotic cell cycle. Gene Ontology annotation, molecular function: calcium ion binding. The transcript has 6 exons. Gene Ontology annotation, cellular component: centriole; centrosome.